Coccomyxa subellipsoidea C-169 is the source of this 2178-nucleotide messenger RNA. RefSeq lists its product as hypothetical. Lineage: Eukaryota; Viridiplantae; Chlorophyta; Trebouxiophyceae; Coccomyxaceae. The record is from RefSeq and is a predicted model, not a curated record. The annotation marks the transcript as partial. Gene Ontology annotation, molecular function: ATP-dependent chromatin remodeler activity; ATP binding; DNA binding. The transcript has 15 exons. Gene Ontology annotation, biological process: positive regulation of transcription by RNA polymerase II. Gene Ontology annotation, cellular component: nucleus.
AAGCGCCGCAUGCAACGCAACAACGGCGUGAAGGCCUGGCACGGGCGGGAGGGGCGGCGUAUCGGUCGGGAGGCAGCGGCGCGCAUAGUGGCGCUGCGGGAGCAAAACUACGAGGAGUAUCUGCGGCUGGCGCGCACCACCAAGGACAAGCGCCUGCGCACGCUGCUCGACAAGACCGACGCCAUCAUCUCCGAUCUCGGCCUCAAGGUGCUGCAAUUGCCUCCUGCUGGUGAGGAAGCUGCCGCGGAGCUGCGCAAGAAGGAGGAGGACCUGGACGCCGAGACGCUGCACCUCCUGCACACGCAGCGCCAGUACUAUGACUCCGUGCACGUCAUCAAGGAGAAGGCGUGUGCACAGCUCCUUGCUAUGCUGCAGGGGGGCACGCUGCGCGCGUACCAGCUGGGGGGCGUCAAGUUUCUGGUGUCGCUGGUGAACAAUCGCAUCAACGGCAUCCUGGCCGACGAGAUGGGCCUGGGCAAGACCAUCCAAACCAUCGCCACGCUCGCGUUCCUGCAGGAGUCCAAGCGCAACAAUGGGCCCCACCUCAUCCUCGCCCCCAAGGCGACGCUGUCGAACUGGAUGAACGAGUUUGGCAAGUGGGCGCCGAGCAUGGGCGUGGUGCUGUACGACGGGGGAAUGGAGGAGCGCAGGGCCAUUCGCGCGCAGCACCUCGACAAGCCAGCCUUCCAUGCGCUCGUCACCCACUACGACCUCAUCAUCCGCGACAAAAACGCCCUAAAAAAGAUCCAGUGGGAGCUGCUGGUGGUGGACGAGGGCCACCGGCUGAAGAACGCGGAGAGCAAGCUGGCGGAAAUUCUGCGCACCUACGCGUUCAAGCACCGCGUGCUGCUGACGGGGACGCCCAUCCAGAACAGUCUGGCCGAGCUGUGGGCACUGCUCAACUUUGUGCUGCCCCAGGUCUUCAACUCCUCCGACAGCUUCGACGAGUGGUUCGCCGCCCCCUUCAAGGAUGUGGCGGUGCAGCUGAAUGAGGAGGAGCAGCUGCUGGUCAUCACCCGCCUCCACCAGGUGCUGCGGCCGUUCAUGCUGCGGCGCACGAAGCGCGAGGUGGAGACGGAGCUGCCGGGCAAGACGGAGCACAUCCUGCGCUGCGACCUCUCCGCCUGGCAGCAGCUCUGGUACCGCCAGAUCGCCGAAGAGGGGCGCGUGGCGGUGGAGGGGAAGGCGGCACGUAGCCUGCGCAACAGCGCGAUGCACCUGCGCAAGGCGUGCAACCACCCCUUCCUGUUCCUGGCGGGGCAGCAUCCGCCCUACGAGCCGGCCGACGCUGAGGAGAUCGUGCGCGCCUCCGGCAAGAUCCAUGCCCUCGACAACAUCCUGCCCAAGCUCCGCGCCACCGGGCACCGGGUGCUGCUGUUCAGCCAGAUGACACGCGCGCUUGACGUGAUCCAGGACUACCUCGACCUGCGCGCCAUUCCCCACCUGCGCCUCGACGGCACCACCAAAACCGACGACAGGGGGCGGAUGCUGGCGGAGUUCAAUGCGGAGGACAGCCCCUACUUCAUCUUCCUUCUCUCCACGCGCGCCGGCGGACUCGGCCUCAACUUGCAAACCGCCGACACGGUCUUGAUGUUUGACUCCGAUUGGAAUCCACAGAUGGACCUGCAGGCGGGUGACCGCGCACACCGCAUAGGGCAGAAGAAGGCGGUGCUGGUUCUGGUGCUGGUGGCGGCUGGGACCAUAGAGGAGGCCAUCCUUGACCGCGCCCAGCAGAAACGCGACAUUGACGCCAAAGUCAUCCAGGCGGGGAUGUUCAACGACGAGAGCACGCACAAGGAGCGGGUGCAGGUGCUGCAGUCGCUCAUGGCCAAGGGCACCGGGGACGUGGGCAGCGGAGUGCACACCCCACGCGAAAUCAACCAGCUGCUUGCACGCACAGACGCCGAAUUCCGCACCUUCCAGCAGAUGGACCGGGAGAAGCGGUCGUUGGGCAGCAAGGCGGCGCAGUUGAUGACGCUGGACGAGGUGCCCAAAUUUGUAUUUGAACAAACCUCCGAGGCCAAAUCAGGCACGGCGUCUGACGAGGAGGGCCUCGAUGACAUCAUGGACCCCCGGCAGCGCCGGCGGCUGCUGCGCAAAUCCGUCGCCCAGUCAGAGGUUAGUCAGCCUUGGCCACUUCUGACACUGAUGCUGCACCCGACAGCACUCUUCAGAUAG